Messenger RNA from Triticum turgidum subsp. durum (durum wheat), 1377 nucleotides. Lineage: Eukaryota; Viridiplantae; Streptophyta; Magnoliopsida; Poales; Poaceae. The record is from the annotation of a GenBank genome assembly.
AUGGCGCCGCCUCGCCCCCCUCCGGUCCGUGGCGGGCGCCGCCCACCCCCUAAGUCUGCGCCCCUCCGUCCGGAGGAGGAGCUGCUCCUCGAGGCGGCGUCCGACGGCGACCUCGUCCUCUUCAAACGGCUGGCGAGGAUGAUGGACGGCGGGCGCGGGCGCGUCACGGAGGCGGUAGAGGCCGUUGUGGAGUGCACGGCGGGGGCACUGCACCUCGCCGCCGGCCAGGGGGAGCUGGCGAUGUGCAGGUACCUGGUCGAGGAGCUCCGGGUGGAUAUCAACGCCAUCCACGACGGAGGUGAAACGCCUCUGGCUUAUGCAAUUAAUGGUGCAAAUAUAGCUACUGUGAAGUAUCUUCUGGACCAUGGCGCUGAUCCAGAUAAAGUUGAUGACAAAGGAUUUACUUCUCUCCAUAUUGCAGCUGAAGAAGGAUAUUGCAAUAUAGUGGAGCUCUUGCUUUCUAGAGGGGCUUCUGUUGAUGCAUUAUCUAAUCGUGGUACACCACUGCACCUUGCUGCUACUAAUGGUCAUCAUCAAACAGUGAAGAUUUUGUUGGACCACAACGCUGAUUGCAAUAAGAUUGUGAAUGGUGUCUACACACCUCUCCUUGUAUCUAUUUAUGCUCCGUCACUAAAAUGUGUGAAGCUACUAAUCCAGGCUGGUGCUGAUGUAAAUGGUGUGGGUAAUAUAACCCCGUUAAUAGCUGCUGUUGGGUUAACUGAGUGCAUGAAGUGCUUAUUGGAAGCUGGUGCUGACCCAAACGUCCCUGAUGAAUUUGGCAGGAUGCCAAUAGAGUUUGCGGCAAUAUGUGGUACACGAGAAGAUGUUGAGAUCCUAUUUCCUUUAACUUCUCGUAUUCCGUCUGUACGUGAUUGGAGUGUCAAUGGAAUAAUAUGUCACGCAUACUCAUUGCCAGGGCAAAAGUUCUAUGAGAGGGGGUUGGGAAGGGACACCGCUAGUUUGAAAUUUCAAGGAAGAAAGGCACUCGAGAGAAAGGAUUACCAUUCUGCAAUUGAACUAUACAUUAAGGCAAUGGGCCUUGAUUAUGAGGAUGCGACCCUGUACUCAGAUAGGAGUGUCUGUUUUCUCCAAAUUUUCGAGGGAGACAAAGCCUUUGCGGAUGCUUAUACUUGUAGAAUGAUGCGCCCUGACUGGCCAAAGGCCUGCUAUCGGCAGGGAGCAUCUCUAAUGCUGAUGAAGGAUUAUGAAAAGGCCUGUGGUGCCCUUUUUGAUGGUUUGAAAAUGGACCCACGGAAUCUUGAGACUGAGAACGCUUUACGGCAUGCUAUAUCUUUCAUACAAUUUUACUGCACAUUGUAUUUUAUUCAAGAUGCCAACAGUGCUACACUAGCAGUCACCAGAGCUAAAAAUCUUUGA